AUGGGCUCUUCCAAUGGAGAAGUUGGAAAUCUCCCGGAAGAAAUUUCCGCCUGCGAGACCCAGCUAUCCAAGCUUCGUUCACAACUAGCAGAGGUCGAAUCGAAAGACUUUUCCCAAUCUGCGGAUACAUCGACCGGAUUCGAUACGCUCACUUACGGACGGCUAGAUGUCAUCCAAAACGAGGUCCUGGUGGCUCUCGAUCUUUCUGCCCUACCGCAUCAAGGAUCUCUGGACCACGAUGACUUCGAGCGAUAUCAAUGGCAAAUUCUCGUACCGGAAGUGGGAUAUUAUGAACAAGUUGCAGUAAAGAAGCAUUUUCUCCUGAUGGUCCUGGCCGUGCUGUGGUUACCUAUCUUUCCGGCGCCGGUAUUGGCACCAUCGGCCUACUAG
This is a messenger RNA of Trematosphaeria pertusa, 390 nucleotides long. RefSeq lists its product as uncharacterized. The transcript has a single exon. Bases 1 to 390 code for a protein of 129 amino acids. NCBI's taxonomy places the organism in Eukaryota, Fungi, Ascomycota, Dothideomycetes, Pleosporales, Trematosphaeriaceae. The record is from RefSeq and is a predicted model, not a curated record.